AAAACAUACGCUUGUAUCUAGGUUGGUAAUGUAUAACCUUAUAUUAUUUUGAUCUAAGUCUAACCGUUUCAGCUUUCAUUCAAGUUGUACGAAAACGAACAAAUUGAAGCUCGAAUAAAACUUAUAAAAGUGUACAUCAUACUGCACCAUACAGACUAUAUAUAAAAUAUUGAGUAAUAUAUUGGCAAAGUUUGGGUGUUAAACAAAGGCGGUAAGCCGACAGUUGAUGUCAGAAAGCUGCGGAUUGAGAGAGAGGGGAAAAUACAAAUAAAACUUCGACGUUUCGUUGGGAAGUGGUUAGCUUUCCGACGAAGGUCCUUCGCUCGAAACGUCGAAGUUCUCCUUGUAUUUUUCAAGUCGUUGAAUCACUCUCAAUCUGCAGUUUUCUGGUGCUGUUGUCACUACUGACGCUGACAAAGACCGUUCGAGUUUUUAUGACCGACCCCAAUCCAUCAAUUCGAUUUGCCCCCUAUACGUAUGAAAAGAAUAAACAUCACUUUUCUACUCUGGUAAUUGCAGGUUGACCACUACGUCCACACGAGAUAGAGAAACACAUAUUGGUUACGCCAUAUUGACAAGAGAACCUCGGUAGGUAUUGCGCUAAUGAAUAUCCUGGUGAUAAGAUCAAAAGCUUUGUAUGUUGUUAGUUAUCAGUGAAAGUUUGAAUUCCAUUUUUUAAAGGAGGAUUCUUUUGUUCAAAUUCUAGAUGGCGACGAGCAAGAUUUCUGAAAGUUGUGUGGUUAUUUGUCUUCUUGCUUUAACCAGUGUGAUCUAUGUCAACAACUCAGGUAUUGCAGAGGUUCGAUGGCGCAAUCCUCAGAUCAAGCGCCUUGCGUCUCCAAGGUCGUUCAUACGAAAAGAAUCAGUCAAUGGUGUGAAAAAGAUGUACAACAAAAAUAUAAGCAGUACUUCGACGUUUAGAGCGAAGACCCCUCGUUGGGGUAACUAACUGUAAUACAGUAUUGACUUCGAUGCAUAAACACAUGUAUUCCUUAUCCCUAUAUUUAUAAGUGCGCAUGCUUCUAAAGCAUGACGUCACUAUUACGUCAUUACACUAACUUCCCGACAAAGGGCCUUCGCAGGAUAUGUUGAAGCUCUGCUUAUAUUUUCCAGGUGGUUGUAUCUCUCGCACACCGCAACUGUUCGCACCAAAAUGCCCUCCUCGCUGCCCCACCCAUCUCGGCGGCACUGCUAUCAAGUAACAAGAUCCUACCCUCGAAGCGAUUAGGGCUAGGAUUAGAAUUAACCAAGUCAAUUAUUUUUACAUGUUUUAAUUUAUUUUUUAGAUGCCAUUGUGAUCGAUGAUAUACCCAGGACAAUUGAUAUAUGUUACAAUUACUACAGGAAAACAUCGUUACCUAACAUGUAUGCUGAUCAAACCAUUGCAAGUGCAAAAAUGCGAUUUCUUCCUUUCUACCCCCUGGUCCACACAUUUUGCUCCAGCGAACUAGAAACUUUCCUUUGUUCAAUAUUUCUUCCUCGGUACGAUCCAGUUACAAACACAAGUCAGAGACCAUGUCGGGAGUCUUGUGAGAGGGUGUAUCAAAGUUGCAAGUACGCUAUUGGUCGUUCACGCUUCUUCUGGCCUCCAGAAUUGGAAUGUAGCAAGUUUUCGAAUGAUGCAACGUGUUACAGUAAGAGUGCAAUGUUUGUGUGCGAUUUUAUUUUAUAUGAAAAUGUUUAUGACGAAAAUAAUUUCUCACUUAGAUAACUGCAGGUUAACCCGGCACCAUCUACUACACAAUAGUGCUCAGUAAAACUAUCGCUAUCCCACUCACAAAUAUAUUAUCUCCAUUGCAGAUUUGACCAAUGGUUCAGCAACAAACAAUUCAGGUGGAUAUUUUUGAUAAAAAUUAUUAUUAUGUGGUGUGCUUGCCCAGCUCACCCGAGCUGGAGGCUCAUGGUACACGUGUCUGAGUCAGCCUGACAAUUAAAGCCCAACGUGUAGUUUGUGGUUAGGGAGGAAAACCCGGGGACCGGGAGGAAAACCCUGGAAGCACAUGAUAGAAGCAACCAAAUUCUACUUACACGAAUUUUCAAGUGCAGGUUACUAAACCUAAGAAAAUACCCUCGACAGUAGCUGGCUUGACUUAAUAAACGAGCUCCUCCACGGUCUUAAUUUCUUUUCUCAGCCAUUAGACAGAAAAAAUCCGCGUUCAACAUCAAUCUUCACGGUCAAGAUUUCCUUUGUGUUUCAUGAAUUAGUAAUGAAAUUCCACUAUGAAAUACAGUUAUACUCAGCACCAAGACAUACCCUAAAAGCCACGGUCAAACAGAAGCAGAGUUGAUGUGAGUUGGCAGUCACGAAUUGUCAGCGGGGAUAUUUAAGCUCUAACUUAACAUAAUAAUUCGGAAUAUUUUAACUAGUACAUAAUAAUUCGGUUUCUUAUUCCCAUUUAUAGACAAGGAGACGUCCAGACGUCGACAAGCUAUCUCAACAGAAUGUAAACCUACGCCUUCUACUCCUAUCUGUUCAUUGAUCACAGAACGUCAAACAACAUUUCAAAAUGGCAACUACUUUAACCAUAGUUCAACAGGCGAAGCAGUGUAUGAGUUAAGCAAAUAUUUGAACUUGAUAAGUUCAUUACGAGGACCGGAUGCGUUAAAUAAUGUAAACUACGAGAACUGUUUCUCGUCACUAGUUCAUCUCCUAUGUCACCUACAUCUGCCUGUUUGCCCUCGCUCACCAGUAAGUCAAUCAUUCUGUCUUGACGUUAUAAGUGACAAUUCUAAAUGUUUCAAUGCAGUAAAAGAUCUUAAUACUAAAGGAGAGAACUUUACCUGGCCUCCUGUCAACGUGAACUGUCAAGAUGCAAAAUGGUUCAUCAAUCAAAUCACUGUUUGUAAGUAUAUUUUGUUAUUUUUAAAGAUUACAAGACGAACAACAUCUCUCUAAGACAAAAUCAUACGGAUUAGGAUAAAACGCGGACGGACGGACGGAUGGAUGGCAGACGGACGGACGGAUGAAUGGCGGACGGACGGACGGAUGGCUUAUGUUCUCGCAAAAUGUCAUUUAACAGUCAUCCGCGUUUUAUUCAAAAGGGUAAAACGCGGAUAUGGUUCAGAAAACGUUUUUCAGCCCUUUAUAAGUCAUAUUCGCAUUUUAUCCAAAAGGAUAAAACGCAGAUAUGGUCCAGAAAAUGUUUAUAUAAAGUCAUAAAACGCGAUAUAUUUCUUCACGAUAGGCACCUUUUAAAGUCCAAAACUUGUAAAGAACACAAAUAAUUUAGCUAUUCUUACAGGCCGGCCCUUAUAUUCCCUUUAUAGUUGUAAUUCAACGAUUUAACCCAUUUGGUCCUCCUGCGCCAAAGAAUAUUCAAAUUACUCCACAGUUUUCUACGAGACUAAACAUUUCCUUCGAUCGCACAGGAGAUUUGAACACAACAGCUCUGUACAGGCGACGUGAUACUACAACAGCUUAUCAGUGCACGACGACACACACGUUACCAAGGCCUGGUGCCCUCACACUGGAGCAACUCACACCAGCAACGGAUUAUGAAAUAAUAUUGGCAUCAUUAAGAUCAACAUCCAGUUUACCUGGCGCGUUCGUGGGAAGUAUAUCCAACACGUUUGGUAAGAUAUUAACCAACCACAACAAUACAUCCUUCCGGAAAGUAUGUCAUCUUGGCUAUAGAGCCUCGUUUUCGUGUGUGUAACACAAGUUAAAGCCCAUGCAACAUCUCAAUCAAGAAAACGAGGAUAGAUGUAUUGCAGAACACGGCUUUUUCCUUUCAUGCGCGAAUGAACUAUUGCUCUACCAGUUCUGUGUAAACUGGUUUUCAUAAAGAUCCAGUAAGGGUGUUACUACAGGACUAAACCUAAACUAACUCUACUUAUCCUGGAUAACUUUAUCCGUUCUAAAUCGUAUCCCUGGAGGUCCAAUAUGGAUCAUUCCUUAAUGGUCAGGUGUUGUUACAGAAGGAAACCUAAACUUUAGCUUUGUUUUGAUAACUUUAUCAGUUCUAAAGGUCCAGUAAGGGUGAUCGCUUACUAGUCCAGACUUGUGUUAUACAGAAGGAAACCGAAGUAUCAGGAGAAAACCUGCAGUCUAAAUUUGAAGCAUUCUUCUCACAUGUGCCUGAGAUGUGACAACUGCGUAUUGCGGGAAUCAGACAUGGUCACAAUCAUACGAAGAUGAAAUACCACUUUGUGGAUGAGAAUAGCUGAGCAUGUACAUGUGAAAUGCAAAAUACAUUAUAAAAACAUGAAAAUGUUUUCUCUUUAAGAACAAUGUCAAAACGACACAACAGGAGAAGAAAUCAUUCAAGGAAAAUUUUUCUGGACAACGCAAGAUGGGAACCAAUGGCAAACUAUUAACUGCCCAUACGGUGAACUGGACGAUAUCGAUGACAGAUCUACCGAUGUAGAAUCAACCGCAAAACGUUUCUGUGCAUGUGACAUACCCAACGUUUGCAAGAACCCAUACUGGCUCAAGCCUAAUACGAGUACGUGUAACUUCAAGCGUGUGAAUGAUGAACUCACUUCGACUUUGUCAAAAGUUCUUCGGGUAAAUGAUUGAAAUAUUUCUCUGAACAGUACAUUGAAGUUUAGAGCCCACCUACAAAUUCCUCUCUGGAUUUUCAAGAGCUCCUGUGUGCAAAUUCAACGCUUUCUCUGAAUAGAGAAAAGAACAGUGAAGUUGGAAGACUUGACCACCAUGGAGAACAGUUUGGAACUGAUAUAACUAUCCAGUAUAUAAAUAACGUUAGCGUAGCUAAUAUACUGGAUGACCUAUAGCUAGGAUGGUACUUACUGGACCUCUAUGGAGAAUAAUUUAGAACUGAUAGAACUAUAUCCACGGUCACCUCACUGAACCAGAAUUUCGAGUUUCUUAACUAAUUAAUUUUGAUAUUUCCUAACUUUCGUUUAGAAAUUAAAGAGAGACAAAAUAUCGCGACAUAAUGCGAGCGAGGAACUCGUUGGUAUUGCAUCAAUAUAUGCUCGUGAAUUCACAGCGAAUGAUGUUAUUUUAUCAACGAUAAUUCUGGAAGAUAUCGUUAAUGACACUCAACAAUUAAACAAGGUAAGCAACGUGAAAAAAAAAGCUCAAGAUUUUCCUAACAUUUCCUUUGACUGUUGGCAUGAUAGCUUUCAGUAAUGUGGAAGAGUUUUUGUGGAUGGAAAUCUCGAAUAGAGGGUUUUUAUGGAUGAAAAUCUUGUGGAGGGUCUAUAGUCACAUUUUUCGCAGCUGCUCCUGGAUAGGUCUAAAAUAUGUAUAACAUUUACACUAGAGAUUUCCGUCAAUUAUAUCGACGGGAUGCUUAAAAUCCUGAUAAGUUUCAGUUACCAUAUACCAGCACAUGGUGGUCUGUCAAAUUCAUAGAUCUUAUAUUGGUGGGUUUCAGUAAGAAUUUCAAGACUGAUGAUGGUCAACUUCAGAAAUGUUGGAACUUAUGUAUUACUGUCAAAUUCAUAGAUCUUGUAUAUAUUGGUGGGUUUCAGUAAGAAUUUCAAGACAGCAGAUGGUAGUCAACUUCAGAAAUGUUGGUACUUAUGUAUUACUGUCAAAUUCAUAGAUCUUGUAUAUAUUGGUGGGUUUCAGUAAGCCUUUCAAGACAGCAGAUGAUGGUCAACUUCAGAAAUGUUGGUACUUAUGUAUUACUGUCAAAUUCAUAGAUCUUAUAUAUAUUGGUGGAUUUCAGUAAGCAUUUCAAGACAGCAGAUGGUAGUCAACUUCAGAAAUGUUGAUACUUAUGUAUUACUGUCAAAUUCAUAGAUCUUGUAUAUAUUGGUGGGUUUCAGUAAGCGUUUCAAGACAGCAGAUGAUGGUCAACUUCAGAAAUGUUGGUACUUAUGUAUUACUGUCAAAUUCAUAGAUCUUGUAUAUAUUGGUGGGUUUCAGUAAGAAUUUCAAGACAGCAGAUGAUAGUCAACUUCAGAAAUGUUGGUACUUAUGUAUUACUGUCAAAUUCAUAGAUCUUAUAUAUAUUGGUGGGUUUCAGUAAGAAUUUCAAGACAGCAGAUGAUGGUCAACUUCAGAAAUGUUGGUACUUAUGUAUUACUGUCAAAUUCAUAGAUCUUGUAUAUAUUGGUGGGUUUCAGUAAGAAUUUCAAGACAGCAGAUGAUAGUCAACUUCAGAAAUGUUGGUACUUAUGUAUUACUGUCAAAUUCAUAGAUCUUGUAUAUAUUGGUGGGUUUCAGUAAGAAUUUCAAGACAGCAGAUGAUGGUCAACUUCAGAAAUGUUGGUACUUAUGUAUUACUGUCAAAUUCAUAGAUCUUGUAUAUAUUGGUGGGUUUCAGUAAGCCUUUCAAGACAGCAGAUGAUGGUCAACUUCAGAAAUGUUGGUACUUAUGUAUUACUGUCAAAUUCAUAGAUCUUGUAUAUAUUGGUGGGUUUCAGUAAGCCUUUCAAGACAGCAGAUGAUGGUCAACUUCAGAAAUGUUGGUACUUAUGUAUUACUGUCAAAUUCAUAGAUCUUAUAUAUAUUGGUGGAUUUCAGUAAGCAUUUCAAGACAGCAGAUGGUUGUCAACUUCAGAAAUGUAUGCUGCCUCUUAUAAGAGCAAGAAACUCGUUAUAUCUGAUAAAACACUCCUACUCGUGUUUUAAAUAGUACAUCAUAAUAAUAUACCGUAAAUAUUACUCGAUUUUGAUUGACUAAGAAGAGUGCAAUUUAUUGAAAUACAGUGCCAAAGAAGAAAUGUUGGGCAAGCGCCACAACAAAAGACAUUUUGAUUUACGUUUUGACUUCUCACGGACACUUAAAAACUUAUAUUAAGUUAUUGUGCCAUUCAAAUGAGUUAGUAAAUUAUUUAUUUCCAUUUGUUUCAUGCAUGUGAGCGACUAUGAAUUGGUUAUUGUUUUAUAUUGUCAAUAAUAGUGUGGUUUCUCGUCCAAUUUGGAAACAUGCACUCAUGAAUUUUUUGAUCACUCCAAAUUGCUCUCAUCCUUUGGACUACCGUAUUUACACCGCGGCGUUAUUAUUUUUUUUUUGGCUUGGGCUGCGGCAUUUAUUCGAGGGCGGUGUUUAUUAUAAAUCUUUGCGGAAUUAAACUUAAACCAAAUUUAAUACUAAAACAGUAAAACCCCAAAAACUAAAACCCUAAGAACAUUUAUGUCUCUUCUGAAAUGUUCACUGUCUAUGUGGGAAGUGCCAAGUUUCUGGUGACUAGCGCGCUGCUCAGUCACUUUUCUUAUUCUAGUAUCCGGCUUAAUGUCACUGUCCCCUACGUGGUCCGAGUCCAUCAGCUGAAUGGUAGGGUAUCAGCCUCUUCUGACCCAUCGAGAAUAUCCAUUUGUGACUUGACAUGAGGCUUGUUCGUCCAGUGCUAUACACGACUGUCCCUCCUUGAAACAUUGAAUCCAAUCACUCAUCCUUUGAGCAGUCCACUGAAAAAUUCAAUGUCGCCAAAUCUGUCCAGGAAUCCAUAAUCCAUUGUAAAAUAGUUUCUCUUGGUGGCGUUUUCAAAUUUCCAGCUACUGUAGUAGAGGAAAUACUCGAAUGUGAGGAAGGUACUCGCGCGGAAGCAAAGGAACAUGAUGAAAACGCUUAGUAUCGAACUGUCGCGCUUAUUAAAGAACUUCCCAGACGCAAACGCUGACAACAAACUAUUCGCGAAGGUCACUGGAAAAGGAAGAGAGAGGUUGGACUAGUUGUGACCAGCAAAAUUCUCGACUUUCACUGGACGGAACUGCAAAUGCAUAGCUGACGUUUUGCAGAAAGAGAUAAGUAACAGAGCAGUGAAAUAUACCCACUUUGAACUAUAUAGAAGAAUCAAUUUCCGAGACUGGUUUAGAUUAAGUUGUGCCGUACUUUUUAAACUGUAUGGUACUUGAGUGUAAUUCAGUUCAUACUUUAUUUAGUUAGUUAAUAAGAAUGAUUCUAUUAAUUAAACGCUGCAUUGGUGAGAACGAGUAAAUACGGUUUGAUGUUUGAAAAAUUCACUCUUGCAUGUUUUAUUCCAAAUUGCACUCGAAAUCAUAAUAAUUAUUCCCUAUACCUUGUUAAAUAUUUCCUUUAGACUGGAUCAAAUAUAGUGAAGUCAAUGAACAAUCUUUUGAAUACGAAGGAGAACGUUCUUUUUGAAAGCCAGAGAAUCACCAAUUCAUCGGCAAGGUGGGUGAAAAUUUAAAUAUAGGGGGUGGAAGCGGAAUAAUUGUGGUUCAAUUGUUCAUUUUAAGUAUUUCCAAAUUCGUCGUAUUUUCCGAAUUAUUUAUUCAUUUUUGGUAGAUCCUUUAUUCCAUUCAAAUUUUCAAUUUUCAUUUCCUAUACAACAAACCUGGGGCCAGUUGUUCAAAGCUGAAUUAACGCUAAGGCCUGGAUUAAAUUCAUCUGCCAUUUUAGUAAUUUGUGUGUGUCUGCACGUUUGUUUAUUGCAAACCUCCAGAAAAGAAAACUCGUAUUGACCCAUGCAAGAUUUCUGAAGAAAUAUUUCCAAGUUCAUAAACAAGCUGCUGGGAAGUAAUUUGCUUUGCGUUAACCCAGCAGGGUUUAGCUAACCAUUUUUCGAACAACCGGCCCCUGGUGUUCAUUAUUUUACUUCCACCCCCGAUAUUACGGCAUAUACUUCAGAAUGCUCAGGACAGUGAAUAUUCGAAGUAUUGCCUAUUGGUCAUUUUUCGGAGAACAUUAGAAUGCUCAAUGUAGGCUAUAGUAGGUCCACAUCAGGACUAAUUUACAUUUCCUUACAGAAUCAUAAGAGUUCUGGAUCAAUAUUUAGAGAACAUUCUUCUAACACUUAGUCAAAAUGUAAGCCAAAACGAAGAGAACAUCGCUGUAUAUACACAAGAAUAUAACUCCCGAGACUUCGAGGGAGCUGCUGCUGCCUCUGUUGAACAAAAUACAGCACAUAACUUGGUAAUCUAUGAUAACGAAUCAGGCGUUCAACCUAAUCAAUCACACGUGUCAUUGACCAUGCCAAGCUCGCUGUUUAAAGACUUAGAUAUCGACGUAAACACUCAGAAUCAACGCAUCUCGUUCGCAAUAUAUCGCAAGACCUCAUUCUUUAUAACCUCAGAGAAAAAAGAACCAAACUCGGCGUCGCAAGCAAAUGCAGUUCGAAGAAAGAAUAGUUUCGUAAUAUCAGGUUCUGUAAAAGGCCAGAGGUUAACUAACCUCACAGAUCCUAUAAAAACAACUUAUCAGCCACUGGAUGUGGGCAGAGACGAAACAACGGCUUGUGUUUUUUGGAACUUCACCGCGGGGAAGAGCGGUUUAGGAAACUGGUCAUCUGUUGGAUGUAGUUAUCAAGGAAUUGUGGAUGAUGUAGUCACGUGUCAUUGUACACAUUUGACUAACUUUGCUAUAUUGAUGGUAAGGUUUAUACAGAAGUAUAUACUUAAUAUAUACUUAAAUAAAUAUAAUUGUUUUGUUUUGUGGAAAACAACAGGUUUAUUAAUUUAAGAGGAUAUUUUUUGUAUGUUACGUAACACGCACUGAAAACUAAUAUAGCUACCACUUGCGGUUAAUGACUAUAUUAAAAUUUUAUUUGUCAAACUUAAAAUGUAUAUGUAGCGCUUUAUCUGUAAAAUAAUGCGAAAAUGAAGAGAUUGUAGAUGAUACGCCAAAGAGAAAAUGAUGUCUGAAGUUUAGCAAGUUUUGCUUAUAUUGCCGUAUUAAAUACAUGGCGUCACUUUUAAAGCAUAAUUGACAAUUAUUUUCUGUUUCCCAACCGGCAAAUGCAUUUAAAAAAGUAGCUAGCUGUUUAAUUAAAGCAAUUUCGAGAGGAACGCCAAAAAAAUUUCGAUUUUGAAGAAUUUUCAUCGCAAAUACACGACAUAGAAAAAAUUGCCUCUUAAGGUGGCUCCCUACAGUUUACUAGAAUUCAGAUUACUUGGAUUUUUUUAAAUCUCGAAAAUGAUUCAACACACUAAAAGAAAUCAUGCUAUAAAAUAAAAAAUGAGGGUCACCGACCUUAUUUUCGAAUUCAAGAUUACUUUAAAUAAAAAAUAUCCGCCAUAUUGAAACGACAUUGUUGCCAUAGCAACGGCUGUUAGGAGUAAAUUUUAAAAAACGUACUCUAACUUAGACUUAGUUAUUGUUUUAUUCAAGUCAAAUGCUCUUUGUUUUUCAACAAAUUAUUAUUGUCCGGAAAUUCAUGUCCAAAGUCAGAAAAUCUUCCAUUUGUUAACUGAAAAGUGUAGGUAGCCACCUUUCGAUCUGUAAGUCCGCUCGGCCGGAUCUUCAUUAGUGCAAAUAAUAUAAUGCUAGAUUUUAGUUCCCACAUCCAGAAAAAAGCAAUGGUAACUGGUAAGAUUUUUCCAGCUACUCGAAUAUUUAUGGUAGCAGAAUUAGUCUAUUACUUGCCUGGCCCGCCUUGCCAACCAUGUAUGUUGUUUAUACCCUUUCAAUCUGAGAUCUUUUGCAAUUUACUCUAAUUUUGAUCACAUUUAAAACAGACUCUUUUUAUUAUGUUUAAAUCUGCAAGAACUGCAAAACACUUUUUUACGAACAGCUUACUUUGCAGAUUAAUUCUUCACAUUUGAUCAAGCAUGUUCUGUAAGAGAGAGAAAUAUUUCUUCUUUGUUCGAUUAUUCUUUUGCAGGAUGUGCAUAUUGAUGACAGAGACGAGACUCAUGAUAAAGUUCUGAGUGUCAUCAGUUACAUUGGAUGUGCUAUCUCAUUGUUUGGUCUUGUCCUAACUAUAUUCACUAUGCUUAUAUUCAAGUAAGUAAAUAUACUAACUUUAUAUGUAUACUGGAUAGUUCCAUCAGUUCUUAUACCUGUUCUACUUACAGGUAAUUUCCUUUAUUUAUAUCGGAUACCUCUAUUAGUUCUAAACUGCUUGUUGUACAGGCUAGUAAGAUAGGAAACCUAAACAAAAAUAACUUUAGCUUAUACUGCAUGGAUACCUUUACCACUUUUAACAAUGUAAUCACACAAUUAGUACUAGUUAAAACAUGAGCAACUGAUCUUUAUCUGAUAUACAAACUUGAGCCGAAGGUGAGAGUUUGUAUAUCAGAUACUGAUCGGAUGCGAAUGUUUUAUCGUACUUAAAAAAUGACCCAUCUUAUGAGUUAAUUGGCGAAGUAAUUUUAAAAAUAAACAUUGUCUAAGCCGAGAAAAUCAAAGCUGAAGUUUAUGUAAAUCAGGACAAAUCUUUAUCCGAUUUACAAACAUUGAUUAAACAUUCAUUUCUUUUGUAUUUUCCUCGCGAAUUAUUAAUGAAUUUUUUAAAUAAAUAAUAUUGAUAUAUUAGUUAUUAUUUAUUGUCACAGAUAAUAAAUCGAUGAUUAUUUUUAACUAUAAUUUUGUUGUCUCGAUUUUUAGAGAUCUUCGAUGCAAAGUGCCAACUCGGAUCUUACUCAAUUUCUGCUUUGCUCUCUCGCUAACAUUAAUCGUGUUUCUGGUGGCUGCGGAGAGAUCAAACACCUCGUCCUUUGCUGCCUGUAGGGUUGCAGCAAUAGCUCUACAUUAUUUUGUGUUAGUCGUGUUUGUCUGGACAUCUAUACAAGCUUACAGCAUGUAUCUAGCAUUUGUUAAAGUUAUGCCAAGAUAUCAUUCCAAGUUUAUAUUGAAAUGCUGUGUGGUUGGAUGGGGUGAGUAAUUGAUUGUAUUAUCGAUUAAUUGGUUGUUUGAUUGAAUAAUAAGGAUCAAUCGAUUGAUGUUGAUAUAGAUUCUAAAGUUAAAAAGUUAAUAAUUUUUUCAGGUCUACCAGCUGUGAUUGUGAUAAUAACAGCCGCAAUAGCGAUUGAAGAAUAUGGUGAUGAAAACUUGUAAGUUUGUUUGUUUUGCAUGGAUGACGUAAGACUACUUUCACACGCGAGACAAACGAAUUCGGAACCUCAAAUUUGUCUGUUUCCAUUUGUUCAAACGGAAAUUCGUAUUGUUAACUGUCCUCUAAUCCGUCCAGUUUCAUGCGUUUCUUGUCGAAUGGUAAAAUUAUGCAAACUUGAAUAUGGUUCCGAGUGUUUUCUUAAGAUUUAUUUUUCCUUGUAGUUGCCGAGUGCAAGGUCUACCGUUCCAGGUUGGCUUCUUGACUCCAGUGGUUUUAAUCCUCGUUGUAAACUCCAUAGCAUUCGUUCUUAUCAUUCGCUCACUGCUGACAGCCGGAAGUAAAGUAGCGGCAGACAAGAGAGCCACUGGAUUACAACACGCCAGACGAGCUUCCGCCAUCUUGGUUGUGCUUGGUUUAACCUGGCUAUUCGGUAUUCUCGCUAUACGUGAUGCUAAAUUAGUCUUUCAAUAUCUAUUUUGUAUUUUCAACUCAAUUCAAGGACUUUUGGUGUUUAUAUUCUACUGUGUGCUUUCCUCGGAAACUAAAGUCAAAUACAAGAACUUAUUGUGUGGAUAAAGUAAAUAAUCUGUCACAAGUGGGAAGCAAAGUUAUCCUGGGUCUUCUUCAGAAGGAAGGUUUCAUGAAGUUAACUCGCGAGCAAGAAUACCGGCAACAAGUGAUGUGUGCACAACUAGUACAGGAGAAUCUUCGAUGUCUAAUAAAUAUAAAUAUCUCUAAUAAAGUCAAUGUAGAAAUGAG
Messenger RNA from Paramuricea clavata, 12417 nucleotides. Lineage: Eukaryota; Metazoa; Cnidaria; Anthozoa; Malacalcyonacea; Plexauridae. The record is from the annotation of a GenBank genome assembly.